CAAUGUGUUGUUUUGUAGAAUGUAACCGUUAAGCGUCUGGGUAACUUGGAUAAGUGACUUGCAAGAAUCCGGCAUACAACCAAACGCCAUCAAAAAUGUCUAUUAUGUCCUACAAUGGUGCGGCUGUAAUGGCCAUGAAAGGGAAAGAGUGUGUGGCCAUUGCUGCUGACAGAAGGUUUGGUAUUCAGGCUCAGACUAUCAGCACAGAAUUUGAUAAAAUCUUCCAGAUGGGACCCAGACUUUUUGUUGGUCUUCCAGGAUUGGCCACAGAUGUACAGACAGUUGCUCAGCGUUUGAAGUUUCGAUUGAAUCUUUAUGAGCUGAAGGAAAACAGAAGAGUGAAGCCUAAAACCUUCCUAAGCAUGGUUUCUAAUCUGCUCUACAGUAGAAGGUUUGGUCCUUACUUUGUGGAGCCAGUGGUGGCUGGUCUUGACCCCAAAACGAGUGAACCUUUCAUAGCCAGCUUGGAUCUCAUUGGCUGUCCCAUGGUGACAGAAGACUUCGUGGUGUCCGGAACCUGCAGUGAACAGAUGUACGGAAUGUGUGAGACACUCUACAAACCAAAUCAGGAACCCGAUGAUCUGUUUGAGACGAUAUCCCAGUGUCUGCUGAAUGCUGUAGAUAGGGACGCAGUGUCUGGCUGGGGUGGUGUGGUGUAUAUCAUCGAAAAGGACAAAGUCACUAAACGUCUACUAAAGGGAAGGAUGGACUAGUGUUCAGGUUUUGUUCAAAGCAUCGUGCUAAUGUUACCAAGUCGCUGCAGGAAACCAUGUAUUCUAAAGACAUCAGAGCACCGUGUAACAGAUUUAAGAUGAUGUAUUUCAGUACAAGUGUCGCAGUUGUAACUAUUUGAUUAUUCUUGUGCAAAUAUACCUAGAAAAUUGUAUAUUUACUUACCUGACAUGCUUACUAAAGCUACAGUGAAAAAAAGAACACAAUAUUGCAAAUGAUUUUGUUACUUCAUUUAAAACUGUUAUCAUUGAUAUAUUUGUCAUUCAUGAACUUUAAAUUUA
Molecule: messenger RNA, 1013 nt
Organism: Dreissena polymorpha
Lineage: Eukaryota; Metazoa; Mollusca; Bivalvia; Myida; Dreissenidae
Product: proteasome subunit beta type-3-like
Exons: 7
Coding region: 96-713 (205 amino acids)
Biological process (GO): proteasome-mediated ubiquitin-dependent protein catabolic process
Cellular component (GO): proteasome core complex; proteasome core complex, beta-subunit complex
Source: RefSeq, a predicted model, not a curated record